AUGGCGGACGGACGACAGCGCGCUCUGUCGACCUCAGGAGAGUCUCUGUAUGCAGUGCUUGGGCUGGAGCGCGGCAGCAGCCAUGAUGAUAUUAAGAAGGCCUACAGGAAGCUGGCGCUGCGGUUCCACCCAGAUAAGAACCCAGACAACCCCGCGGCAGCCGAACGCUUUAAGGAGCUGAAUAGUGCCCAUGCAGUUCUGACAGACCCAACCAAACGGAACAUCUACGACGCGUACGGCUCCCUCGGGCUCUACGUCGCACAACAGUUUGGAGAGGACCACGUCAACACCUACUUCAUGCUCUCAACCUGGUGGGCCAAGGGUCUGUUUGCACUGUGCGGGCUCCUUACUGGCUGCUACUGCUGCUGCUGCUUGUGCUGCUGUUGUAACUGCUGCUGUGGGAGGCUUCGCCCCACAGGUGAGGGGGCAGAGCCUGAGUACGUCUCACCUGACGACCUGGAGGCGGAGCUACGCAACGACCCCGACACAGACGUCCCCGUGAUGCAGCAGCCCAACGCCAGCGAGAAGACACAGCUAAUCGGAGACGGACAGCGUCGCUAUGGAGACACAUACACAUGA
Molecule: messenger RNA, 579 nt
Organism: Periophthalmus magnuspinnatus
Lineage: Eukaryota; Metazoa; Chordata; Actinopteri; Gobiiformes; Gobiidae
Product: dnaJ homolog subfamily C member 5-like
Exons: 4
Coding region: 1-579 (192 amino acids)
Source: RefSeq, a predicted model, not a curated record